Messenger RNA from Cadophora gregata, 810 nucleotides. RefSeq names its product Bifunctional dehydrogenase and ferrochelatase (gene MET8). NCBI's taxonomy places the organism in Eukaryota, Fungi, Ascomycota, Leotiomycetes, Helotiales, Ploettnerulaceae. Gene Ontology annotation, molecular function: protoporphyrin ferrochelatase activity; precorrin-2 dehydrogenase activity. Bases 1 to 810 code for a protein of 269 amino acids. Gene Ontology annotation, biological process: siroheme biosynthetic process. The transcript has 2 exons. The record is from RefSeq and is a predicted model, not a curated record.
AUGGGCGAGGCACAAUUCCCAGAGGUUCAAGGUGGUGGUUCAUUGAUACUAGCAUGGCAGAUUCGGAAUAAGAGAGUUCUUGUUGUUGGUGGUGGAGAGGCGAGUAUUUCAUUACUUCCAUCAAAGCUUACUAACUCCUCCCAGGUCGCCGCAGGUCGAAUUCUAAAUGUGCUGAAUGCAGACGCUAAAGUUACAGUGGUGUCUCCCCGAGAGGGAUUGAACCCAGAAGUCGCAUAUCGAAUUGAAAAAGGAGAAGUUGACUAUGUGGACCGAAAGUUCGAACCUUCAGACCUGGAUAAUGUUGAUAUGGUAUUAACCGCCGUCGACGACCCAGAGGCCUCGUCGCAAAUAUGGAAGCUAUGCAAAGAGAGAAAGAUUGCGGCAAACAUCGCAGACGUACCACCUGAGUGUGAUUUCUAUUUCGGAAGUGUACAUCGAGAUGGCCCUCUGCAGAUUAUGGUUAGCACGAAUGGCAAGGGUCCACGUUUUGCGAAUAUUGUGAGGAGAUCAAUAGCAGAGAAGCUACCCGCGAAUACUGGAGAGGCUAUCACAAAGGUUGGGAAAUUGAGACAGAUGCUGAGGAAGGUUGCGCCAGGUAUUGAAGAGGGUCCCAAAAGAAUGGCAUGGAUGAUCAAGGUCAGCGAUGCCUACAGCUUGGAGGACCUAUGUGCAAUGGACGAAAAGGAUAUGGAAACGUUGUUACGAUUCUAUGCGCCAGGUCAAGUUCCCCGAUACGACUGUCUGAAAGCAAUGGAAGGCGAGUUUGAUGCAUUUGAUGGCUCUUUUGGGUUCUGUGUAGGAUGGGGAUGA